This is a messenger RNA of Ornithodoros turicata, 1595 nucleotides long. RefSeq lists its product as uncharacterized. The record is from RefSeq and is a predicted model, not a curated record. Lineage: Eukaryota; Metazoa; Arthropoda; Arachnida; Ixodida; Argasidae. The coding region runs from base 69 to 1367 and encodes 432 amino acids. The transcript has 2 exons.
ACAUUUUGGCCGAUGUAGCAAGGCACGUGCCCGUAGGCAGUGCGUGCCAUCUCUACGAAUGGGAUAGAAUGGCAGCGACACUCUUACUGCUUUCCUAUGCCGACGCACUUGUCCCGAAUGGUAGCAUGGCAACAGCCAUUUUUCGAUUCUUACCUUCUUCACCGUUCGGACUGGCCGCGUUGGAAGAACCCAACGCCCCCAAGAGACGACGUCACUACAACAGCUCUUUGUACGACGAAAUAUUGGUCGAAACUCUCGACCAGCCAGUUCCUGAGAACCACUGGACUCCUCUCGUCAUAUUCUUAUUCCUCGUCGCUAUGCUCAUCGGUGUGAUACUUGCCUUCCUCUGCGUCUUAUGUUGUAUGCGUUACCUUCGUCCACAAGUCCAGUACCGAGCGAUGAAAGAGAUCAACAGCUAUGACGUUGAUGACGAAGGAAUGAGAGAGGCUACGUUCAGGGCACGAAUGAAUCCCGUGGAGACUGGAACACAAACGAGUUCCAGGAACGACAUUCAAAAGUGGUCGUUUAUAUCGAAGCCCGAUGAGGCAGAGCUUCAACGUGCGUUCCAGAUCAAGUUCCAAGACAAGGAAAUGAGGAGGAAGAGAGAGGAAGAAGAAGAACAGAAGCGUCUAAGGCUUUUGCAGUUAGAGGAAGAAGCCAAGAAGGCGAAAGAAGAGGCUAAGCUACGCUCGGAAGAAUACGAAAGGAAGCUGCGAGACGUAGAAGUCAUGUCCAAGGAGCUCCUGGAUAUAAGAUCUGGCAUGAAGCGCAAGAGAGCGAGGGGUAGAAGAGACACCAGCCUUCAAAAUAGCAGUGGGGGUUCACAGUGGCAGCAACUGGAACAGCUGGACCAGCAGCAGCAGGAACACAUAGUCCAAGACGAGGCUCACGGUUCAUCCUCUCAGAUGCGCCUAGAUUUGCAGUUCAAGCAAGACAGCAAAGGGAAAUCCAAGUGCAGCAUGCAAGCGUACGUUGACCCUGCUAUUGACGGCUCUGUAACAGUGGACACACCGAAUGAUGGUCCCCCACCAGACAUCGAUAUGACUCCAAGAACAAAUGCGUUCGAACUACGGCAUGAAGAUAAUUUCCGCAAGGAGACAUACGACGUCUCAGACAUUCGAGAGCAAGCCAGAAGAAAAAACACCGAUAUGAGGGCCUCACCUUCAUCUUCCUUCGUGUUCCAAGACGUCAACGAAUUUGAACGUUUAGCUGCUCCUGGAUUCUCGAGGACGCAGAAUAACCAGAUUCAGCAACAGCAGCGCAGGCUGGUGUCAUCUGAUGAGAGUUCCAUGGGCAGUGGUCACCAAAGCUCGAAUAAGGGUUCUCAAGCGCUUCAUGACGAUAUUGAGCGAACAAGGGCGCAGUGAGAGUUCACUGAGCUUCGGGUAGCCUGUUUUGAUUAAUCUUGCAAGUCUUUCUUAGUCAAGGAUAGCGGGGAGUGCGACACACGUGAUCGUGCCUAAGACACAUACGCAACGUGCACCCAUGAUGGAUAGGAAGAAAAUUCUGGACCGGCAGUUGCAAACCGAGAGAACAUUCGGUCUGUGCGGAGCAAUGAUAUAUUUGCGUGCUAGUAAAUUGUGCCUUAUUCCGUU